CCGAGGCGUGCCGAAGGUGAUGCUCACGCCAAUGUUUUUUCUUGUUUAUACCAUUUUGUCAAUUUGUUUACUGAAGUCAGCACCAUGAACGUUUCAAUUGUCCUCUUCCUGUCCUUGGUUCUUCAUGGUGUUGGGCUUGAUACACAUGAAGUGAAGUUAGUGACGGAGGGAGAAUCUGUUUCUCUAUACACUAAUGUCACUCACAUACAGACAGAUGAUGAGAUCGAGUGGAGGUUUGGAGAAAACGGUCCUCUCAUCGCCAGAAUCAAGAGAUCAGUUAAUAUUAAUCCCACAUAUGAAGAUAAUAAUGAGACUGAGAUAUUCAGAGACAGACUGAAGAUGAACUAUCAGACUGGAGAUCUCACCAUCACACACAUCACAUCUAAUCACUCUGGACUUUAUACACUGAAGAUCAAUAGAGACAAUACAGUAUCAUACGAGAACCUCAGUGUUAAGGUCUAUGCUCGUCUGCCUGUUCCUAUCAUCAGCAAACACUUGUCACAUUGUACUUCACUAUUUGAAAGUUUUCUACCUUCAGUCACAAAGUGUUCAGUUAUGUGUUCAGUGUUGAAUGUGUCAGAUGUGAAUGUCUCCUGGUACAAAGGAAAGAGUUUAUCGUCCAGCAUCAGUGUUUCUGAUGUUAAAACAACCGCAUCUUUGCAUCUGGAGCUGGAAUAUCAUGACAACAACACAUACAGCUGUGUCGUCAACAAUUCAAUCGCAAACCACACACAACAUCUGCACAUCACUCAAUUCUGUCACCCAUUUGCAAAUUUACAUCAGCUGCAGUGUCUUGCAUUUAUAGCUAUUUUUGGUGCGAUCUGCAUAAUCGUCACCCACUUUAUACACAAAAAGCAAGCUCAAAAAGUGUAUUCCACAAUACCUGUAGUGUAUAAAAAGUGUGAAGAAAGUAAAAUAAAUCCCAGCGACACGUUUGAAGAUGAAAAGGCAGUAAUGUGUCUGAAAGGACCGCAGGAUACCUUCACAGAGGAGACAACCGGCUGAAACUUUGACACAUGAAGUGAAAUAUUGUAAGACAUCCCCCUCCGAAAUUGACAUGCUUCCAUUUCCAUCCAAAGACAAAUCUUGUUUGUCACAGUCAACAGCUGCAGUGCCCUCUCACAUCCACUAGAGGGCACUCCCCUCUUCACCACUCACCAUUCAACUGGACUACAUUACCCAUAAACCCUUGCCCGGACUCAUCAUUACUUUCACCUGUGUCUUGUUAAAGGGUAGUUCAUCCAAAAAUCAACUUUGUGUGAAUUUUCACUCACCCACAUGACGUCACAUGUUAUGAGACCUCCCGGCGUCUUCGGAGCACAAAUGAGGUGACAUCCGAGGAUUUCUAGGCCUCCUCAUAGACAUCAUGAUGUCAGUUUCUGCCAAGGUCCAGAAAAGUGCUUAAGACAUGGUUAAAUUGGUCCAUCCACUCUUAGUGGCUCAGUUGAAUUUUCUGGGAGGGACGAGAAUGCUUUAUGUUUAAAAAACAAACCAAAAUAAUGACUUUACUGGAUAUAAUCUCAUGUAUGGCACGCGUCCAGGGGGGCACUUCUUCUUCAUCUUCUUCUUGGAUGAGAGCACUUUGAUGAUUAUGCGUCAGAGUGCUCUCAUCCAAGAAGAAGAGGAAGAAGAAGUGAUGUCUUUAGUACUUCUCUGGACCUUGGCAAAAACUGACACCUUGAUGUCUAUGAGGAGGACUGGAAAUCUCAGGGAUGGCACAUCUUCAUUUGUGCUCCGAAGAUGCCGGGAGGUCUCUAAACAUGUUCAACGUCAUGUGGGAGAGUGAAAAUAAAAAAAAGUUGAUAUUUGGCUGAACUUCCCCUUUAACUGUUGUUUCUCAGACCUAGUCUACACGAACACGGGGGUUUAUCCUUCUUCGUGAAAAAAAAACACGUCCACACGAGGUGUGGCGAUAUAACCCUGACCAUCAGCCAGCACGCAUUCCAAUGGCACAUGCCAGACCUCAGGUUUCACCGUCUACACAAAAACACAGAAACCAGAGUUUCUAAAAACCCUGGUAGUAGUUUUAAUAAAAGUUUGGUACUGAGUACUGAGUUUGUGUGUGGUAUUUGAAAAUAUCCAUGUUCGUGUGGGCUUUAGUCACUCAUGGUGAAGUCUUGUUAUGUAUUACAACUGCAUUUCUCUAUUGAAUAACUUGAAUAAACCUCA
Triplophysa dalaica is the source of this 2169-nucleotide messenger RNA. RefSeq lists its product as uncharacterized. Bases 85 to 1005 code for a protein of 306 amino acids. The transcript has 5 exons. The record is from RefSeq and is a predicted model, not a curated record. Lineage: Eukaryota; Metazoa; Chordata; Actinopteri; Cypriniformes; Nemacheilidae.